AAAAGAUUUUUUUUUAAAAAAAAUUGACUUGGCCCGGCCCGAUCCCGGUUUAAACUCGGGCCGGUACCGCGGCUCAGCCCAAACCCCAGUACCGCCCAAACCCGGGCCCGAUGCACAACCGACUUCUCUAUUCAAUCAAGUCAGUGGCUUUAGGGUAGGCAUGGUUCGGGCCGGGCUCCGCCGCUCCGGGCUUGGGUGGGCUCUGGGUCCAAAAUAUUCAGACCCGGUACUGGCCCGGGUUAGUACUGGGACCGGGCUGGGUUGGAUUCCAAAUUUUCUUUGGAAUGAAAAGCUCAGGCUUGAACCACUGGAGGAACCCAUCAAGCAUAUACUACCUCCGUGGCUCCGUCCCUUAAAACUUUGCCAAGUUUGACCGGCACAAGAAUUAAUAAAGUAAAAAUUGUGUGGUUGAUGUUUGUGUAGAGGAGAGAGAAUUAACUGGAACCACAAAUUUUUUUCAUUGAAAGAGAAAGUGGCAAAGUUAAUGGGACAUCCAAAAAAUGAAAGUUGACAAAGUUUUAAGGGACGGAGGGAGUAUGUGACAUGCCUCGAGACAAAUAAUAGGAAUUAAGCACCAAAGGGACGGACCAGAUGAGCGGUGGCAGUCGUGCCGGGAGCGACGAGGACGAUGAUGAGGUUAGCUACAAUGAGCAAAGGGGAAACAAAGUCCAUGAAGAAGGAAACAAACAGGAUUGAGGAGAAGCGAGAGUAAAGACGGGAAGUUGUCUUCAAGAAAAAAAGGAAAAACAAAUAAAGAAGAUGUGAAAGUCUCAAAGAAAUAAACUAAAUUAUAAUAAAAAAACUUAAAAAGCCACAUGGAAAAUCAAACUAGGUAGUUAACUGGAAGAUUUGUUCGUUACCUGAUGAACUGCUCAAUUGGGUGUUUCAUAAGAGUUUGAGGAUUCAAUUGAUUGAUUUUAAAAUAGGAAGACCUAAUUGACUUUUUGACUAUACUACGAGGACUUAUUUGACAGUAUUCCCAUUAGAUUUAUUCAAAUAACAUAAUCUAUUUUACAUUCAAAGUGAUUAUUUUUUUGAAAGAUUCAAAAAAAUGCCAAUCCAUUUUGCAAAGAUUCAAUUCUUUAAAAUGCCAAACAAGCCCUUUAGCUAAACUUUGUAUCCAAUCAAGUCGCG
Molecule: messenger RNA, 1134 nt
Organism: Cuscuta epithymum
Lineage: Eukaryota; Viridiplantae; Streptophyta; Magnoliopsida; Solanales; Convolvulaceae
Source: the annotation of a GenBank genome assembly